AUGGUAAGUUAAUUUUUCUACCUUUCUAAAUUGAAAAAAUGCUCUUAAGUCUAUAUAAUGUUAGUGCAAGACGAUAUUGUUUUAGUUUGGCCUAAUACACGACAGUAUUCGACAACUUUUCAUUAAAACGUAUGGAGAAGAGUUUUGGAAAAAGGCUAUGUAAGUCGACCAAUAUAGUUUAUAUGAGGGUGUCAAUUAUUGCCUAAAUUGAAAAUCAGUUUGACGAGUUGAGUUUUUCAAAUUUCAUUUUAGGCUCCAAGCAGGCUUCGAAUCAGGCAAAGAAAAUAUCGUCAAUCAUUACUACCCUGACUCAGACACUUACGCUAUUGUUGAUGCUGUAAGUGCUCUAGCAAGUAAGUGAUCAUUCUUUUUAAUACUUAAGCCUAAGCCUAAGUUUAAGCUUAAGCCUAAGCCUAAGCCUAAUCCUAAGCCCAAGCCCAAGCCUAAGCCUAAGCCUAAGCCUAAGCCUAAGCCUAAGCCUAAGCCUAAGCCUAAGCCUAAGCCUAAGCCUAAGCCUAAGCCUAAGCCUAAGCCUAAGCCUAAGCCUAAGACUAAGCCUAAGCCUAAGCCUAAGUUAAAACUUAAACUUAAGCCUAAGCCUAAGUUUAAGCCUAAGCCUAAGCCUAAGUCUCAGCCUAAGCUUAAGCCUCAGCCUAAGCUCAGAUUUAACCUAAUUCUAAGUCUUGCCUUUAAUCGAAAACUGACCUCUUAAUCUCAAGGCUAGUUUUACCGCAAUGAUUUCAUAAUAUUCAAUAAUAAAAAUUCAGUAGCUUAUCGUUAAUUAAUCCUUGUUUUGUUCCAGAGAUCACACGCGAAGAUGUCUGGGAGAUGUAUGGAAUACAACUCAUUGCAUACACAAUGGAGUUGGGCUGGGACGAGUUGAUGCGUUACUUGAGCCCGGAUUUGAAGGUAAAAUACGCAGCGUUUAAUGUUGUUAAUCUUAGGGCAAAAGCUAAAGAUAAGCCUAAAACUAAGCCUAAGGAUUAAAAAUCAACCAAAUUUCUUAAGCUUUAAAAAAUGAAUGGUAAGUGGAAGAUUUUUAGUGCAAAAUGCAUUGCAAAUCUUCAACUUGACUUUGGCUUUUUAAACAUUUGCAUUUUUUGUUUUGUAAAGAAAGUUCUUGCUAUUUUUUGUUUUUUUGUUUUGUAAAGAAAGUUCUUGCCAUUUUGUGUUUUGUAAAGAAAGUUCUUGCCAUUUUGUGUUUUGUAAAGAAAGUUCUUGCCAUUUUUCGUUUUGUAAAGAAAGUCCUUGUCAUUUUUGUUUUGUAAAGAAAGUUUUUGUCAUUUUUUGUUUUGUAAAGAAAGUUUUUGUCAUUUCAUCCUAAAAUUUCAGACCUUUCUGAACAAUCUCGACUCUCUCCACUACUUUAUCGACCAUGUUGUCUACAAGGCCAACCUCCGAGGCCCAUCGUUCCGUUGCGAAGAGAACGACGAUGACACAAUCACAUUACAUUACUUUACUGGUCGUGCUGGACUCUACCCUAUUGUUAAAGGGGUGAUAAGAGAAGUGGCAAGAAGAAUAUUCAAUAUAGAGGUCACAAUGACAGUCAGUGGACGAACCCAGAGGAGUGUUCAAGUGGCUAGCGGGGAGAGGAUUGAGGAACAUGUGGUUUUUAUUAUUAAGGUAAGUCAUAUUAUGUUAACUAUAGUCAUUUACUAUUUUUAAAUACUGAGGUAAAGGCCAAAAUGCCAAAUUUGGUUACAAAAAAGUACUUUUUUGGGUCCCACCACGAAAACUUGAUCAUUUUUGGCAUGGUUUUUUAGUCGUUUUACUCAAAUUUAAUUCUAAGUGUGAUUAUAAGAUUAUGUCUGCUCAUAAAUGUAAGCUUAAGUUUAAGCCGAAUCCUAAGUCUAAGCCUAAGCCUAAGUUUAAGCCUAAGCCUAAGCCUAAGCUUAAGCUUAAGCCUAAUCUUAAGCCUCAGCUUAAGCCUAAGUCUAAACCUAAGCCUAAACCUAAACCUAAUCCUAAACCUUAACCUAAAUCUAAACCUAAGCUUAAGCCUAAGCCUAUAAAUAAGCUUGAGCCUUAGCCUAAACAUAAGUUUGAAUAUUGAUCCUAAGCUUUAUUUUGAGCCUAAGCCUGAACUUAAGCCCAAACAAGUUGAGUUAAAGCGGGAAAAAGGACCACGUUUAACCUUAAGCCUAAGCGUAAUCUAGAUCCAGCUUACAAAUUGUUAGAUUUAACUUUGUUAAUCCUGAAAUGAAUAAACAUGUUUUCAGCAAGUAACGCCAGGAUCCGAGUCACAAACCUCAGCUCGGUCACUAACUGGUUACAAUGUCGUUCAACCUCAAAUUGAAAUCAGCACUGAUUGGGAUUUAAAGAUUACUCAAACAGACUUUGUCAAUCUACUACCGUAUCACUUCGUCAUGGAUCGAGAUUGCAAAUUGUUACAGAUUGGGAAGGCAUUAGCGUAAGGUUUGAGGUUUUGUAGCUGCCUUGCCCUACCUGAAGUUAUUUUUUAAAAUAUUAACUUUAGAGGUCACAUAACCCCAGACCUACUACAAUACCUGACUCCAGUAGUGAGGAUCUUCGAAAUUCAUCGGCCUCAGAUCCCGUUGGAUUUUGAAAAUAUUUGCAAUUUCAUCAAUGGAGUGUUUGUGCUACAAGUCAGAACGUCACCGCUCUCGAUUAGUCAGAAUCAAACUGGAAAGUAAGUUUCUUCUGUUUUCUCACACUUUUUCUAUAUUUUCUUUUGUUACUUCUUUAUUAGGUUUGCAUCGUUUUAGGCUUACUUGUGAAAUUUUUUACGUUUACCUUACUUUAGGCUUACGUAAUAACUUUUUAGGCAUAGCUUAAGGCUUAAUUUUAGGCCUACCUUUUUUGAUUUUACUAUAGACUCAAAAAGCUUUAGGCUUACUUUUCAUUGUUUAUGAGGCAUCAACCUGAUUUUAAGCCUAAGUUUGUACCUAAGCUUAAACCUAAGGCUAAGUCUAAGCUUAAGCUUAAAGUAAGGAUAAGCCUGAGUUAGAGCUUAAGCCUAAGCCUAAGUUUAAGCUUAAUCUUAAGUCUAAGCCUAAGCCUAAGGUAAGCCUAAGCCUAAGACUAAGCUUAAGCCUAAGCCUAAGCCUAAGCCUAAGCCUAAGACUAAGCCUAAGCCUAAGCUUAAGCCUAAACCUAAGCCUAAGCCUAAGGCAUAUCUUCCCUUACACUGGUCACUCAUUUCAGGGAAGGCGACGAGCUCCAAGCCCAACAUCUAAAACUGAAAGGCCAAAUGAUGUUGAUGUCAGGGAAUGACAAAAUCAUCUACCUUUGCUCACCCUAUGUCACCAGCAUCCCUGAACUACUACAAUAUGGUCUACGGCUUAGUGCGAUGCCAUUACACGAUGCGACAAGAGACUUGAUUCUACUGAAUCAACAGAGAUUGAGCGAUGUUGAGGCAAAGUAAGUUGGACUUAAAAAUUAAAAAUUUUUUAUUAAAUUUUAUCGACCGGUCGAUUUUCAAAAAUUUCUUAUUUUUAUGUUUUUAAGGUGAAAAAGUGUAUAUCGACUGGUUGAUAGUCAAAAAAUGUUAAUUUUAUAUAUUUCUUAUUUAUCGACCGGUCAAUUUUUAAAAAUUUUUUAGUUUAUGAUUUUAAGCUUAAAAAAGUGCUUAUCGACUGGUUGAUAAUUAAAAAACGUUAUUUUAAUAUUUUUAAAGUUUACCGACCGGUCGAUUUUUGUAAUCAAGAAAUUUAGAUUUAAUACUUUUUUUAAUUUAUCGACCGGUCGAUUUUUAUUUUAACAAAUUUUGAAAAAUUUUAAAUUACAUUAGCCUUAAGGCAUUAAUAAGAUUUAAAAUAUUUUUAGUUUACAACUAGAAGCUAAUAAUGAAAAACUAGAAGUAAUGGCCAAGGAACUAGAACAUGAAAAGCAAAAGACAGAUGAAUUGCUAAAGGAAGUGUUACCUGCUUCUGUGGCCGAACAACUUAUGAAUGGCUCAGCAGUAGAUGCCAAAGAGUUUCAAGCGGUUACAGUAAUGUUCACUGAUGUUCCUGGCUUCCAAAAUGUUGUAGCUUUGUGUAAACCAACUCAGAUUGUGUCAAUGUUAAACGACCUUUUUACAAAAUGCGACCGGUUGGUCACUAUGCAUGAGUUAAGUCUUACUAUAGAUUGA
Messenger RNA from Bursaphelenchus okinawaensis, 4093 nucleotides. Lineage: Eukaryota; Metazoa; Nematoda; Chromadorea; Rhabditida; Aphelenchoididae. The record is from the annotation of a GenBank genome assembly.